AUGAACAAAGGACUAUCUUACGGACUGAACGUGAAAAAAAAGCCAGGCUCAAAACCUGGCCCGCCAAAUCGCAAACCCGUCUUUGGAGACGAUGACGGUUCCGAUGAUGAUGCGCAGAAUCCCGGCGCUCAGGAGGAAGAGAUCACAGAACUCGACGACUUCCCGAUAGGCGCGUCGGACGCUUCUCGUCAAAAGAAGCAAGGGCUUGGAAAGCCACGGCCUGGUGGCCCGCCCUCACAGCCACCAAAGAGCAAGCACAAGGCGCAAGCGCUCGGCGACCUCUCGAGCGCGCUCUCGUCGCGCAAAUAUGCCGAGGAGGCGGAGAAGCUCGACCCUUCGAUAUACGACUACGACGCUUCCUACGACUCCUUCAAGCCCGUCAAGCGGGCCGCCAAGGCGGAUCCGGACCGCAAGCCCCAGUACAUGAGCAACCUGAAGAAGAUGGCCGAGGUGCGGGAACGGGACCGGAAGAUCGCCGAGGACAAGAAGAUGCAGCGCGACAGGGAGGCCGAGGGCGACGAAUAUGCCGACAAGGAAAAGUUCGUCACCGAGGCAUACAAGAAGCAGCAAGAAGAAAAUCGACGGCUCGAGGAAGAGGAGCGCAGGAGGGAGGAGGAGGAGGCGAAAAACAACCGAUCCGGCGGCAUGACGGGGUUCUACAAACAAUUGCUCGACAGGGGCGACGAGAGGCACGCUGAGAUCAUGAAAGCAGCAGAGGAUCGUCAGAAGGACGGGCCCACAGAGGGCGACGGUACUGCCGACGAUGAUGCGGAUGAUGGGAAGAAAGAAGCCGAGAUGGCCAGGGAAAUAAACGACAAGGGUGGCUCGGUAGCGAUCAACGAGGAAGGCCAAGUUGUGGACAAGAGACAACUCCUCAAGAGCGGACUCAACGUCGGCGCAAAGAAGAAAGCAGAGGUGCAGAGGGAGGCGAGCCGGGAUGCAGGGCGGACCGGCCCUCGGGAUGGAAGUCAAGGUGUGUUUUCUGGGAGCAAGCAGGCCAUGCGCGACAGGCAGUCUCGCAUGCUCGAAGCCCAGUAUGAGCAGGCUUUGAAGCGCUCUCGCGUCGAAGAAGAGGCCGAGAGGCAAAAGGUGGAGCUGGCUUCGAAGAGCAGGAAGACCGAAUCCGAGAUCUCGAGCGCCAAGGAGAGAUACCUGGCGCGGAAGAGGGCAGAGGCCGAGGCAAAGAAGAAUGGUCUCGCGGAAGGACCCUGA
Messenger RNA from Thyridium curvatum, 1212 nucleotides. RefSeq lists its product as uncharacterized. The record is from RefSeq and is a predicted model, not a curated record. The coding region runs from base 1 to 1212 and encodes 403 amino acids. The transcript has a single exon. Lineage: Eukaryota; Fungi; Ascomycota; Sordariomycetes; Thyridiales; Thyridiaceae. Gene Ontology annotation, biological process: regulation of alternative mRNA splicing, via spliceosome.